This is a messenger RNA of Helobdella robusta, 820 nucleotides long. RefSeq lists its product as hypothetical. Gene Ontology annotation, biological process: translation; ribosomal large subunit assembly. The record is from RefSeq and is a predicted model, not a curated record. Lineage: Eukaryota; Metazoa; Annelida; Clitellata; Rhynchobdellida; Glossiphoniidae. Gene Ontology annotation, molecular function: structural constituent of ribosome. The transcript is spliced from 7 exons. Gene Ontology annotation, cellular component: ribosome; cytosolic large ribosomal subunit. Bases 34 to 681 code for a protein of 215 amino acids.
UUCCGGUCUUUUUGUAAACAAUCGAAGACCAAGAUGGGUCGUCGUCCCGCAAGAUGUUAUAGAUAUUGUAAGAACAAGCCUUACCCCAAGUCAAGGUUUUGCAGGGGUGUGCCAGAUCCAAAGAUUAGGAUCUUUGAUCUUGGGAGGAAGAAGGCCAAAGUGGAUGAGUUUCCACUGUGUGUGCACCUGGUGUCAGAUGAAUGGGAGCAAAUUUCUUCGGAGGCCCUCGAAGCCGGAAGAAUUUGUGCUAAUAAAUAUUUAGUGAAACACUGUGGUAAGGAUGCCUUUCAUCUGAGAGUUAGACUUCACCCCUUCCACGUCAUCAGAAUCAAUAAAAUGUUAUCAUGCGCCGGGGCAGAUAGGCUCCAAACUGGGAUGAGAGGUGCUUUUGGCAAGCCUCAAGGGACAGUAGCACGUGUGGACAUCGGACAGAUUAUCCUGUCUGUUCGUGCAAAGGAUGCACACAAAGAUAAGGUCAUUGAGGCUCUGAGGAGGGCAAAGUUCAAGUUUCCUGGCAGGCAAAAGAUCCACGUGAGCAGGAAAUGGGGUUUCACAAAAUGGGAUCGUGAGAAGUUUGAGCCAAUGAGGGCAGAGGGCACCUUGGUGCCAGAUGGUUGUGAUGUGCAGUACAAACCACCCCACGGGCCUCUCAGUGCCUGGAUGGCUGCACAGGGCAAAUAAAUCCAUUACCCGUCUGAUGAAUGGUCAAACUGAUUUGGAUAUGUGUGUGCGUGCACCUGACUGAUUCUUCAGUUGGUUGAAACUACGAAACAGUCAAAGUUGUUGUUUUUUUAUUUGAAUGCUAAUAAAUUCAAAUGAA